AUGGGCAAAGUCUCCAAAGGCAAGCAGACCAAAGCGUUCCUCAAAAAAGGGCUCUUGUCCGGCCAGAUCAAGAAACGGCACGAGGUCAAGGCGUUCAAACAAAAAGUGAAGGGGAGGCAGGUCAAGAGGAACAGGAGGGCUGAUGAUGCAAAGCCAGCUGACGAGGACAACGACGACGGAGAGGACAGUUUGGAUGAAGAGGCGGGUAACCGAGCCAAAGAGAGCGAGGACGAGGACGAGGACGAGGACGAGGACGAGGACGAGGAUGAGAUCGACGUCGAGGACGUCUUGGGCGCCGAUGGGUUCCAGAACGAUGAUCAGGUCCGUCACAGCAGAUGCGAUUCGGUGUCUUUUGCCCAAACUGAAACCAUUAUCCCCCCACAGAGCGGCGACGGCGACGACGACGACGACGAUCUCGCGCUCGAGGACGACGACUUGUCCAAUCUCGGCUCCGAUUCCGACAACGAGACCGCUUCAGGCUCGGGCAAACGAUCCCACGUCGCCGAUCUCAAGGCUUUGGCCGAGAAGGACCCCGAUUUUUUCAAGUACUUGCAGGAGAACGACGCUGAAUUGCUCCAGUUCAACGAGGACGAGGAUGAGCAGGACGACGAUGACCAAGAAGAACACGAUGAGGACGACGACGAUGAGGAUGAGCAAGACACCAACAGUCGAGGCAAAAAAGUCGAAAGGAAGGAGAAGCCAGCACCCGUAUUGACGCCCGAAAUUCUCAGGAAAUGGCAGAAAUCCAUCCUGCAGGUCAGUCUUGUCAGCCCGAGGCGUCCGAACCCUGGACUGAUCACGUUUCUCCCUCCCCAGACCCGCUCGAUCCGCUCGCUCAAGAAACUCUUGCUCGCCUUCCGAUCCGCCGCAACGACCGGAUCGCACCAGACCUCACUCCAAGGUGCACGCUGGGAGAUCCAAUCGCCCAAAGUGUUCCACAAUCUCAUCAUCGCCUCGCUCAAAUUCACCCCGGUGACUCUAUCCUCUGCCGUGCCGUACAAGGAAAAGGACGGCAAAUACAAGCUCGCGACCAACACGAAAGCCUAUGCGUCGGCCCAACGACUGAUCAAGUCCUACUUUGUUUCCUUGCAAGCCCUCUUGGGCAGCGUGUCGACUUCUUCGGGGAUCCCUUCGGUCGCGGUGAACGAGUCGUCCAAGCUGGUGCCCUAUAUCGUAGGCAAUCGCAAGAUCGCUCGAGCAUGGGUCAAGCUCUUGCUCUCGUUGUACGAAUCCUCGACCGACGAAGUGCGCGUCGCAGCUUUCCUCGGCCUUCGUAAACUUGCCAUCGCUUCCGACCACAGUCUGCGUGAAUCCGUUCUCAAAGGCGUCUACGCGACCUUUUUGAGCUCGUCAAAGACGACGAACGUGCAUUCGUUGCCGAGUCUGAACCUGAUGAAGAACGCGGCGAGUCAGUUGUUCUUGAUCGAGGGGAAACAGGAGCAGGAGUUGGUGUACCAGUUGACGUUUGGGUACGUGAGGAUGUUGGCCAUGUUGUUGAGGAAGGCCGUCAAGGAGGGGUCCAAGGUGGGCCGAAUACUCUCACCAUUCUCGGAGGAAAGCUGUGCUAAUCUGACACGUUUCGAUCCAGGACUCGUUCAAAUCGGUCUACAACUGGCAGUUCGUACACGCCUUUGACUUUUGGUCGAUCGUGCUCAGUUCAGCGUGCGACCUCGAACGCACGAGUUCCCAAACCCACGAGUCGCCCUUACGCCAACUGUUGUACCCGUUGAUCCAAGUCGGUCAAGGCGCGAUCCGCCUCGUGCCUACCUCGCGUUACUUCCCCCUACGCUUCCACCUCAUCCGAUCCCUCCUGCGCAUCGUCCAAAAAACGGGAGUCUACAUCCCGCUCGCGACGAGCCUCUUCGAAGUCCUCGAUUCCCCCGAGUUGGGAGGAACGUCCCCAACAGGUCUGGCGGCCAGGGCCUUGAAGCGAUCUACUUUGAAACCGUUGGAUUUCGAGUUGUACCUCAAGGCGCCUUCGAAAUACCCCAAGACGAGGGUGUACGCCGAUGGGUUGGCGGAUGAGGUCGUACAUCUCUUAGGAGAGUACCUCACGGCGUGGUCGACCUCGAUCGCGUUCCCCGAAUGGAGUCUACCUUGCAUCGUCACGCUCAAGAGGCACGCUAAAAAGACGCGGCAAGCCAAAUUAGGGACGUUGAUCAAGGUCUUGGUCGACAAGACGGAGAUGAAUGCCAAGUGGAUCGAAGGGGAGAGGGAAAAGAUCGAGUUUGCGCCGAUGCAGAGGGACAAGGUGGAGAGAUUCUUGUUGGGGUUCGAGAAGGAGAAGACGCCUUUAGGCGGUUGGAUGAGGUUGCAGAGGAAGGUGAGGGAGAGGACGAGGGAGAUGGUGGACCAAGCGGCGCGGGCCGAGGGGAUUGAGGUGGAGGAUGAGUAA
Molecule: messenger RNA, 2395 nt
Organism: Microbotryum saponariae
Lineage: Eukaryota; Fungi; Basidiomycota; Microbotryomycetes; Microbotryales; Microbotryaceae
Source: the annotation of a GenBank genome assembly